AUGGACGCAGACAGCCCCGUCGUCCCUGCGCCGGACUGGUUUCUCAGGAACUGCGUCAAGACGGCGCCCGAGAUCAACCGCCUCGCAGCGCAAAUCACCCUGCGUGGGGAGAAGACGAGUAAAGAGCCUGUCGCGAAGGAUCCAGCACCCGGCGCAAAGUCUCGCAGUGAAAAGGGCGGCUCGGCCAAGAAAGCCGCCAACAACCGGUACGAGGUCGAGCCGUGUAUCUACGAUGAGCUUCUAGGACUUGUCGCGGCAAAGUCGAAGGAGGGCGAUGCCGCAUCCUUCAUAGACGAUGCGGUUCUUUUAAGGCUUCCAGACAACGACUAUCCAGGGCGCGACUUCCUGGUGUCCAUGGUGGCCAAGUUGGCCAGUGAUGUCGAGGCCGAUAUGAUUGUCCUGGAUAUUGACGACCUGCACGACCUUGCAGAGUACUUUUACCUGCGUCAGACCCCCAAGCCCCCGGCAGGAAACAGGGGAUCUCUUCACUGGUUUUUGAAGCCCUUACCGAAAAAGCCUAAGCAGCCCAAGAAGAAACCGAAGACGGAUUCAGGCUUGAAUCCUCCUAAUGAUUCCGCCCCGGCAUCGGAUGCCGAUUCAGGCUCCGACUCAGGCUCAGAUUCAGGCUCAGAUUCAGAUGCAACCCCAGAGUCGGGUUCAAAAUCCGACGCGGAUACAGAUUCAGAAUCAGUUGCCGAGUCUAUUCUGUCGUUAGAUUCCACGUCAAAACCACCCAAACCCGUCAGCAAUCCUCCGCCACCUCCACCAGCCACCUAUAAGACGACAUAUCUCUUGAGCCAUAGAACUGAUAAGAUGGCGUCUAUAUACUCUGGGCAGGCGUUCACUGCAAGAAGGCCUAUGCCGUCGCGCCAUGCACUUCCAUCUCUUUCUCGGGCGCUCUCGCGCACCGUAUCCGAGUUUCGGACAAUCUCGUCCAUGUUCUUAUGGCUGAUGGAUGUGAGAAAGGGCCGCAUCCGACCGCCAGAGCCAGCGGAAGAUUUGAAGUUGCCCCCAGUCAAGAAUCAGAUUAAAGAGAAUGCUGCCGCCUUCUACCGCGCUAUCUUGUCCUCGCCACAUGCCCGAGCGGCGCUAGACGAGAAAGACGCAGAGGCCAAGAAGAAGGAAGAUGAUACGAAACAAGUUGAGGAUAUCAAGGCCUAUGAUACGAAGACUGAAUUUAAGGCGAACGGAGUCAAUGAGGCUGAGACUGCGGAGGUUAAAGCCAAGGUGAAUGGGGUCAAGCAAAGUGAAGCCGAGGAGCACGAAGCCAACAUGAACGGAGUGAAGAAGAUUGAGAUUCAGGAGAAUGGCGUGGAGGAGGGCGCAGUCAAUGAGAACGCGGUAAAUACCAAUGGAGUGAAUGAGAGCGAUGUCAAAGAGAAUGGCGUGAGAAACCGUAAGGUCAAGGAAAAUGGAAUCAAGAUCAAUGGAGUACGGAAAGAGGAGGAGAAGAAGAAGAUGGAAGCGGAGAUGAAUGGAGUGAAGGAGAGUGAAGUGAUGGGAACCGAAAUGAAGGAGAAUGAAGUAACCUCGGAUGAGGAGAAGAACGCUGAAGGGAAGGAAGAUAAUAAGAAGAAUAGAGAGGAGGAUAGUAAGGGUAAGGAUAACAGCGGUAGCGACGACAAGAGCGCGAAAGUCGAGGAGGAUGAAGCAGGCAACAGCAGCGACAUUCCCCUAACACAACAGCCUCAACCCCGAGGCCAUUUCACUUUCCAGGACCCCAAAGGCAAAAAGGCUCGGCCAAUCAUUCUUGUCAUCCCUCAGCUUGAAAAAUUCAGCCAUGUGACCAACUUCGCCUUCCGAGGCCUCAAGGCACUGAAGGCAUCAUCACCACACCUCAAGAAAAGAAUGAUCACGAUCACAACGACUUCACGGUCUGACAAGCCGCCACCCAGCUCAGGAAAACGGUCAGUAAGCCUGUUUCCCGACUCGCCUUCACAGCCAGAACUCCCCCGAGUCAGCGUGUUCAGCGUGCGUCAUUUUGGGCUGAGGCCCAAUCUGUUCGAACUACUCAUUUUCCCUGUCAGAUCGCUGGCACAAAUUGCUUCCUUUUCUCGCGAUAAAGAUCUUGUCUCCCAGCGACACAGCAUCAGGAGACUCCAGAGAGAGAUGAGGGUACAGGAGAAGGACAGAAGCUUGCCCCAUCUGCAGCCAUAUGCGGAAUGGAAUAUUCCAGACUCCGACACCAACCCCAUCGCCAAAUAUCUCAGAGGCGGCAAACUCCAUGCUAUACCUGAGUCGAUGAAGGUAGGGGAUUUGUUGGUGAAGACAAAGAAAGCAGCCAAGCUCGAAGAUAUCCUUGCAGUCCUCAAGCAAAGGUCAGAGGGAUCCGAGGCGCUGAGUAAAUGGAACGAGAGAGACGCAAAGGGGGGCUCUUCGGCCGACCUACCUCCCCGUGUGGUUCGCGUCAUCAAGAGAGUCACCGAGGAAGCUGAGCAGUCUUACAGCGAGUUCAAUGCGGAUCUGGAGAUUAUGAAGACUCUAGUACAUCCAAGUGAACUCUCCCAAGGCUGGUCAGAUAUCGAAGUCGAACCCGCCAUCAAAUCUCGUGUGCAGCGCAUGAUCUCUCUUCUCAACCGCCGAGCAGAACUUACCGGGAUUCUCAAGAAGAGCGCCAUGGGAGGCGUGAUCCUCUACGGUCCCCCCGGGACGGGCAAGACACACCUCGCCCGCGUCAUCGCCAAGGAAACCUCCUCCGUCAUGCUGCGAAUCUCGGCCGCCGAGAUCGAGCGCACGUGGGCCGGCGAGGCGGAGAAGGUCAUCCAGGCCCUCUUCAAGCUGGCGCGCGAGAUCUACCCCUGCAUCGUCUUCAUCGACGAGGCGGACAGCAUCUUCGGCCGGCGCAAGGACUCGGACAAGAACUGGGAGCGCAAGAUCACGAACCAGCUGCUGGGCGAGUUUGGCGGGUUCGAGAACGACAUCGCCUCCCCGCUGCUGCUCCUGGCGACCAACUUCCCCAACGACCUGGACCCGGCAGUGCUGCGGCGAGCGCCGAAUAGACUUUACAUGGGCCUGCCUUCGACGCCGUCCCGGCAGAACAUCUUCAAGAUUUGUCUGCGCGAGGAGAAGAUGGACAAGUCUGUCGAUCUAGAGGAGCUAGCGGAGAAGACGAGCGGCUACACAGGCUCGGAUAUUGAGUACAUCUGCCAGCAGGCGGCCAUGGCGGCUCUGGAGGAUUUCGAGAACGGUGGCUCGGAAGACAGUGAUUCGGAAGGAAUUUGUCUGAAAAUGUCUCACUUUUCCCAGACCUUGACAGGAGCGAGUCCCUCAGUUUCGGGACCUUCCAUGACGGGGAUUGAAUCAUUCGCAAGAGAGUAUGAUCGCUCCGCAGUGGACAUGAUCAAGAGGACGACUGAUGAUUUCGGCGGCUUCAGCUCAUACUUGUACAUCUAG
Molecule: messenger RNA, 3393 nt
Organism: Clonostachys rhizophaga
Lineage: Eukaryota; Fungi; Ascomycota; Sordariomycetes; Hypocreales; Bionectriaceae
Source: the annotation of a GenBank genome assembly